CGGGAAACUCAAAACUAUUUCUUUUUUAAUGAGUUUUGGAAUGUAGCUAGACCUAGUAAUAGGUUAGAUUUUUUGGGGAAUGUGAUUUCUUGUAUGUGUCUUGUAUGUAUUGUAUUAAUUGUAUGCAUGGAUAUGUCAUGUAAGUCAUUAUUAAUAUUAUCCUGAUAAUGAAUGGUUCGUUUAGAAGUAGAUUAUUGGAACCAUGGGGAAGGUGUACUCGACACUUACACGACCCAUUCGUAACCUUAAUAUUGAGACUCGCGCAGAAAGAAUUAUUUCCCGAGAAAAACCGAUACCCGCGCCUCAAUAUGGAGCCAUAGAGAAACAAAAAAAACUUAUGGAUUCAGUAAAUCCACAUUUCCUAGAGGAGCAUUAUCAGAAAAAUAUACAAUUGGAUCAACGACUGAAAGAUGUUUUUGUUAGGUCGACAGACUUGCAAGAAAUAAAGGGAGUGAAGGAAUCUAAGUCUUUACCUCAGAACAGACAAAGUUUUUAUGAUGAUUUUUUAUUUGAGUCUUGUGAAUAUAUACCUGUAGGAAAGUGCUCAUUAAAACAGGUUUUCAUGUUUCUUUUGCAACAUAAACGUGACCCUAUAACAUAUAGCAGUGAAAAUAUAGCUUCUGAAUAUAAACUGAAUAAAAAAGUAGUAGAUGAUAUAUUGAAACACUUUAAACUUUAUAUAAUUGUAACUCCGAAGGAUAUGACAGAAAAAUUAGAAGAUCCAUUUCAAGAAAUGUUGGAUAAACUUGAAAUGAAAAAGAAGGAUAAAGAAAAGAAACAGUAGUAUAAACAUGUAUAUAGAAAAAUAAUUUAUUAAAGAUUAUUUCUAUAUUUUUCUUGACUAAAUAUAAUUAUUUGAUAGCCUAUAUCGACUUUUGGAAACGAUGUAUAUUUUAUGAAAUUGCAAAAAGUUUCGCAUGUUAGACUAUUCGGCAAGUAAUGUGAUCGAUAAGGUUUCCUAAUUCACCCUCAUAAUAUCAUCCAGUAAAAUGCUCUCAUUUUUAAAUUCUUUUUUAACUCUGCGCCGACUUCCUUUCGUAUGCGUUUAUUGUAAUUGUUCAGCCAACGCCGCUACGUAAUGUAGAUUUGUUAGCAUUGCAAAUAAUAACUCAAUGAUUAUAAUUAAUAUCUGCAAUAAAGAUUGAUAUGUUAUUCUAAUGAAUCUCUCAAUAAAUAAAUCGUAAAAGCACAA
Pogonomyrmex barbatus (red harvester ant) is the source of this 1192-nucleotide messenger RNA. Its product is annotated as NADH dehydrogenase [ubiquinone] 1 alpha subcomplex assembly factor 4. The record is from RefSeq and is a predicted model, not a curated record. Gene Ontology annotation, biological process: mitochondrial respiratory chain complex I assembly. Gene Ontology annotation, cellular component: mitochondrion. NCBI's taxonomy places the organism in Eukaryota, Metazoa, Arthropoda, Insecta, Hymenoptera, Formicidae.